AUGACGUCAAAAUUCGGAAAGCGAAACUUUGAAAGCAUCAGUCAGACGAAUCGGAACAGCACAGCUGGACGCAGGCCGGGAGGCAGAAAACAAGGCGCGUCGGGAAAAGAGAAAAGUCCUGCAUCGUCUUUAAUGAUGGAAACUGGAAACUACGUCGAAAGACUGAACGAGUAUGCUCAGAAAACACGGUGUGGGCCGCCGCAGUACGAGGACCUCGGCUCUGUUGGACCUGACCAUGACAGGAUAUUCACCCAGAGGGCAGUCCUGAAUGGGAAAGUGUAUCCUGAGGGUGUGGGGAGGAACAAGAAGGAAGCCAAGAAAAAUGCAGCUAAAAAUGCCCUGGAGAGGCUGGUGCAGAACGCGGCAGAAAAGUCAGCAGAAGCUGCAACUGCACCCGUUCAUCAGACAAGCAUCACUCAAGGCAAAUAUGUGUGUUGGCUCAAUGAAUAUUGUCAGCAGAGCAGGAUGGCUAUAAAGGCUGUGGAGACGACAAGGCCGGGACCAAACAGUUCAACUCACUGGUGUAGCUUUGUGGUUGGUGAUAAGGAGUAUCCACGUGUCAGUGGGAAAACGAAGAAGGAUGCUAAGGAGGAAGCAGCCAAGCUUGUGUUUGAUAUAAUAAGUGGCAGUACAGAGGUGUCCCUCACAUCAACAGUGUCCAAAGAUGUUGCACCACCGAUGUUUUCACUGCGACCACUUACACGGAUGUCCCAUGAAUCAUCAGCACAAAGCAUGUGGAUGAGCAAGAGUAGCUCAACAGUAUACAUGGACGUAUCGAGCCCAUCCAAGGCUCAGACGCCCGUCAGGUCAGCUGUGUCUGAAUAUGACACACCAAGCAUGAUGUCAACUUCCCAGGUGUCUCUUAAAUCUUUACAAAGCAUGGAAAUUGAUAAAACUAGCACAGGACGACGGAGAAAAGCAUCAAACUCUUCUAACAAUCAGCUUGCUGUGAAAGUCCGGAAAAUGGAAACAAGUCAUGAAGAGACCCAGUCCAGGUUUACUUCAGAGUACGAUCAUAUGAAGAUACUUGGCAGUGGAACAUUUGGGAAUGUUUACAAAGCAAGAAACAAACUGCUGAAAAGGGACUUCGCUGUAAAGAUUGUCCGCUGGGAAGAGAAAUCUCUCCGAGAGGUGACUACAUUGUCGGACCUUAGCCACCCUAAUAUCAUCAGAUACUACACAUUUUGGACGGAGGAUUCAGGAUACAGCCCUUCCCAAUCUGCAGAUCAGUCAUCCGCAAAGUACCUUUAUAUUCAGAUGGAGUUAUGUGACACCGAAACCCUCAAAAAGUGGAUCAAACAGAAAAACGCUCAGUCUCCGCAGGACUCCAAGAGGCAGGAAGAAAGUUUAAACAUCGCUAAGCAAAUAGUUACUGGAGUUGAAUAUAUUCACUCCAUGAAGCACAUCCACAGAGACCUGAAGCCUGCCAACAUCCUGUUUGGACUGGAUCGAAAAGUGAAGAUUGGGGACUUUGGUCUGGUCACCAGAGAUGACGACGAUGUUUUGAGGGAAAGAACACUUUGCACAGGAACCCCAUCUUACAUGGCUCCAGAACAAAUCAAGAGGAGCUAUGGCCGGAAAGUGGACAUUUUUCCUCUGGGGUUGAUAUACUUUGAGCUCCUUUGGAAACUCUCUACUGGCCACAAAAGUGUGGUUUGGGAUGAUGCCAGACAUCAGAAGUUGCCCAAAGAGUUCUCAGAGACAUUUCCCCAAGAGGAGCAAAUCAUCAAGUCGAUGCUGUGUGAGCAGCCAGAAGAACGACCUGAAGCAAGUACACUGAGAGCAGAGCUGGAGAAGUGGGCUCAGACGCUGAGCACACAAAAAAUGCUUCAGGCGAAUGCAACUAACUGAUUAUCAGAAGGAAAUCAGUCAGAAUGGUUACUACACUGCACUUAAGUAGGGCUUGAAUCUGAGAUCGAUGCAAGUCCUUCACAGGGUCUCAUCCACACACACACACUCACAAAAUCACACACCUGUAACAACGGGUAUCAGUUAAUGUUCAGAUCAUUAACCAUGUGAAUAAUGAACAAAGGACCUGGUAUUAUGGAUUUUACAAUCAGGGCAUGAAACAUGAAAUAAAAGUUUAUCGUGUUUUUUAAAAAGCAACUCUUACAUUAACUCCCACCUGUCCAGCUUUUGUUGUAAAUAAUCAAGUGCCGCUUCAUUUCUGUCAACGGUACACAUUUUCUUCCAUGCAGGUAAUGGAUGAAUAUGUUUUUAAGAUGUCACUUUACAGCUUUUAUUCCACUGAAUAUAUUGAUCUUGUUACAGUCACCAACAGGUCAGUAGUGAGGCUGAGUUAUAGGGGUUUGCACUUCCAACAGCUCAGCUGUGAAACCUCAAACAAUGAGGAGCCAAAAGAGGACAAGCAAACUCCUAAUGGUUGUGAUGCUUAAAGAUGUGUGUCGCAGCAUUACAACUGUUAUCAAGUGGCAUAUAUGUCAGUCAUCAUCAGUGAAGCAUGAUGAUGACUUUUGCUUUGUAGUUUUUGAUUCUUUCUUACAAAUAAUCAUGUCCUGUGUUAUUACAUGAUCAGCUGGUGAUGAAAUACUGUAUUCUGUGCUGGGAAGGGUUAAACAUCAUGUCACAUUGCACCUUUUGUUUUGUAAUGAAGUUGGAUGGAUUGAAAAAUAAAAUCUGUCGAGGGUGUAAUGGUCA
Molecule: messenger RNA, 2658 nt
Organism: Acanthopagrus latus (yellowfin seabream)
Lineage: Eukaryota; Metazoa; Chordata; Actinopteri; Spariformes; Sparidae
Product: interferon-induced, double-stranded RNA-activated protein kinase-like
Exons: 16
Coding region: 1-1851 (616 amino acids)
Biological process (GO): protein phosphorylation
Molecular function (GO): ATP binding; protein kinase activity
Source: RefSeq, a predicted model, not a curated record